CUUGCUGAAAGAGCUUCCAUUGCCCUAUGCCACUGUAAAUCAAUGUCUCGCUUUUUGCUUAAAAACCCAAAACAAGAUCUAAAAGAACCCUCUUUUAUAUCCCCCACCAUUAAACCCAGAUAAGAAAAACACUGGAAAGUCUAAAGCAAACAACCCACAAAAGCUGAAAAGCCAUUACUUUCGAAACUCUCUUUUUCUGUCAAUAAUGAUAAAACAAAGAAAGAUUCAAAAAUCUUGAAAAAACUGCAUUUAUAUGGGGAAGUUGCUUCCUUCUACAGGGGAAAUUCAAGAACUUUCUAAAAUAUUCGCUUCCUGUAAGCCAAAACGUAGAAAGACAGUACCUUUAAUCAAUUUGAAGCCGAACGAAGUCCGAGUUAACGCGCAGCCACUCAAGGUGAAGAAGAUGGGAGAGAGCUCGCUUUGUCUUGAUGGCCAGAAUCGGGUGCCGCUUUCUCAGGUAGUCUCGGAAUGUGUGAAACGGUGGUUUCAGGACACACUUAAGGAGGCUAAAGCUGGUGAUAUUGCCAUGCAAGUCCUUGUUGGUCAGAUGUAUUGUAAUGGUUAUGGUGUUCCGAAAGACGAUCAGAAGGGCCAUGGCUGGAUUAGCAGAGCUUCAAAGAGUCGAGCUUCUGCAUGGAAAGUGAGGGAUAAACGUCCAGGUUAUAAUGCAAGUGACUCAGAUUCCGAUGAAGCAAAGGAUGAUGAUGCAGAUAAAAUCAGAUAGUUAUUCUUUUUGAAAUAACAGAAGAGAAUUUGAUUCUAUCUGAGCAUAUUCUUCAGUUGUACCCGCAUGCCAACAACAGCUGGAGGCUGAUUAUACAUUUCUAUCUCUCAAAAUUUAUUUGAUUUAGUUGUGUUAUGUAUUUUUUAAACUCUUGGUGCAGUUAGGUGCCGUAUUCAGUUAAAUUGAUAAUUCUCUUGUUCCCAAUUGUUUCUCUGUGAUCCUGUGGAUGACUACUUUAUUGAAUAAGAGAAAUAAUGUGAGCAUUUCAUGUUCA
This is a messenger RNA of Jatropha curcas, 998 nucleotides long. RefSeq lists its product as uncharacterized. Gene Ontology annotation, molecular function: protein binding. NCBI's taxonomy places the organism in Eukaryota, Viridiplantae, Streptophyta, Magnoliopsida, Malpighiales, Euphorbiaceae. The record is from RefSeq and is a predicted model, not a curated record.